Pieris rapae (cabbage white) is the source of this 1017-nucleotide messenger RNA. RefSeq lists its product as uncharacterized. The transcript is spliced from 3 exons. Gene Ontology annotation, molecular function: olfactory receptor activity; odorant binding. Lineage: Eukaryota; Metazoa; Arthropoda; Insecta; Lepidoptera; Pieridae. Gene Ontology annotation, cellular component: plasma membrane. Bases 1 to 1017 code for a protein of 338 amino acids. Gene Ontology annotation, biological process: sensory perception of smell; detection of chemical stimulus involved in sensory perception of smell. The record is from RefSeq and is a predicted model, not a curated record.
AUGAUCUGGUGUGCGUUUGUCCGCUACCGUCAUUCUGGAUACUUUCUGGGUUCAGUCAUCGUCUUCUCCGUUGGAGCUUACACUGAAUCCUGUGGCAUUCGCCUGUUGUUUAUGGUCAUAAAUAGUAAAGUGUUAAGAGAAGUGGUCGAGAGAUAUCGGGUCUGCAGCACUCAAGUGGAACCUGGUAGUCGUCUAGCAAAGAACAUCGUGAAACAUUUAAAAACAGUGAAGAAGAGGGCAACAUUGAUUUGGCUGGGUUUGGUGGUCAAUGCAUAUUCUUACCUGAUCUUGCCUUUCUUUUUGCCGGGGAAGCAGUUUGCCGAAAACAGACUUAUUCUUUACGGCCUAGAACCAAUACGAGAGUCACCCAACUAUGAAAUAGCACAAGUAAUGUAUUGCUUCGCUAUUCCAACUGCAACCAACAGCCUAGCGAACUGUACCGCCCUCAUGAUCAUCCUCUUUGGAUACACAGAAGCCCAACUGUUAGGCUUAAGCGAAGAGCUGCUUUGUCUAUGGGAUGACGCAGCCCACAUCAGCCAGUUUGAAAAUGGAACAAAAACAGAAGUGAUGAACAAUUUUGUGCGGCAGCGUUUGAAGUACAUAAUCAAACUACAUAACGAGAACAUAGAUCUCCUGAAACAGCUGGAACAAGUGCUCAGAGUGAGCAUGGCACUUGAAUUUCUGGUUCUGAUGGCUGGUUUGAUAGCCGCUUUACUUGGUGGGGUAGAGAACACAUAUAUGGAGAUACCGUUUGCAUUCGCCCAGCUUUUCAUGAACUGCUAUUUAGGGCAGAAGAUUAUUGACGCAAGCGAGACGUUUGAGACGGCGGUGUAUGGAUGUAGAUGGGAGAAUUUUGAUACAGGAAAUAUGAAAACUGUUCUAAUAGUUUUCCAGAAUUCGCAGAAGACGCUAAAGCUGUCCGCUGGGGGCGUGGCAAUAUUGAGCUUUCAAUGUUUAAUGUCCGUUAUCAAGUCGAGUUACUCUUUCUACACAACUCUUCAAUCAACUUUGAAGUAA